Phodopus roborovskii (desert hamster) is the source of this 2141-nucleotide messenger RNA. It is a transcript of the gene Ttyh3, whose product is annotated as tweety family member 3. Gene Ontology annotation, molecular function: intracellularly calcium-gated chloride channel activity; volume-sensitive chloride channel activity. Bases 211 to 1791 code for a protein of 526 amino acids. The record is from RefSeq and is a predicted model, not a curated record. Gene Ontology annotation, cellular component: plasma membrane. The transcript has 15 exons. Lineage: Eukaryota; Metazoa; Chordata; Mammalia; Rodentia; Cricetidae.
GGGCGGCGGCGGCGGCGGCGAACAAAGAGGCGGCGGGCGCGGGUGGCCGAGCGGAUCCGAGCGGAGCCGAGCCGGGCCGAGCCGGGCCGGGCCAGGCCGGGGCCAACGAUAGCAGGCACAAUGCGGGCAGCUGAGCAGGGGUCUACCGGUCCCUGAGCCCCACGCACCGGGCAGCACGAGAAGCCCGGCGCAGCGCCCGCGCCGCCCGCCAUGGCCGGGGUCAGCUACGCGGCGCCCUGGUGGGUGAGCCUUCUGCACCGGCUGCCGCACUUCGACCUGCGGUGGGAGGCUACCAGCAGCCAGUUCCGGCCCGAGGACGCGGACUACCAGCAGGCGCUGCUGCUGCUGGGGGCCGCCGCCCUGGCCUGCUUGGCCCUAGACCUCCUUUUCCUACUCUUCUAUUCCUUCUGGCUGUGCUGCCGGCGGCGGAAGACCGAUGAACACCUGGAAGCAGACUGUUGCUGCACGGCCUGGUGUGUCAUCAUCGCCACGCUGGUCUGCAGCGCGGGCAUCGCAGUGGGAUUCUACGGCAACGGGGAGACCAGCGAUGGUGUUCAUCGAGCCACCUACUCGCUCCGCCAUGCCAACCGCACAGUGGCAGGGGUCCAGGACCGCGUGUGGGACACGGCUGCAGCCCUGAAUCGCACAGCAGAGCCCAACCUGCAGAGUCUGGAGCGGCAGCUGGCCGGGCGACAGGAGCCACUGAGGGCUGUGCAGAGGCUGCAGAGCCUACUGGGGACACUGUUGGGUUACACCGCUGCCAUCCCCUUUUGGAGGAACCCCGGUGUAUCACUGGAGGUGCUGGCUGAACAGGUGGACCUCUAUGACUGGUACAGGUGGCUGGGGUACCUGGGCCUGCUGUUGCUUGAUGUCAUCAUCUGCCUCCUGGUGCUGGUGGGCCUCAUCCGCAGCUCCAAGGGCAUCUUGGUUGGGGUCUGCUUGCUGGGUGUCUUGGCCCUGGUCAUCAGCUGGGGUGCACUGGGCUUGGAGCUGGCCGUGUCUGUGGGUUCCAGCGACUUCUGCGUAGACCCUGACACCUUUGUGACCAAGAUGGUGGAGGAGUACUCAGUACUGAGUGGGGACAUUUUGCAAUACUACUUGGCUUGCUCACCUCGUGCCACCAACCCCUUCCAACAGAAGCUGUCUGGCAGCCACAAGGCUCUGGUGGAAAUGCAGGAUGUCGUGGCUGAGCUGCUGAGGACUGUCCCGAGGGAGCACCCAGCCACCAAGGAUCCCUUACUCCGAGUCCAGGAAGUGCUAAACGGCACGGAGGUGAAUCUCCAGCACCUCACGGCCCUGGUGGACUGCCGCAGCUUGCACCUGGACUAUGUGCAGGCAUUGACAGGCUUCUGCUACGAUGGUGUCGAGGGCCUCAUCUACCUGGCCCUCUUUUCCUUCGUCACAGCCCUCAUGUUCAGCUCCAUCGUCUGCAGCAUCCCACAUACCUGGCAACAGAAGAGAGGCCCGGAUGAGGAUGGAGAAGAGGAGGCCGCUCCAGGGCCACGGCAGGCACACGACAGCCUUUACCGAGUGCACAUGCCCAGUUUGUACAGUUGCGGUAGCAGCUACGGCAGCGAGGCCAGCAUCCCGGCCGCCGCCCACACUGUCAGCAAUGCUCCGGUCACCGAGUACAUGAGCCAGAAUGCCAAUUUCCAGAAUCCCCGCUGUGAGAACACCCCCCUCAUUGGGCGCGAGUCCCCACCGCCCUCACGCUACCUGGCUGCCCUGGACUCUGGCAGCCAUGCAGGCUGGCAAUUUAAACCCAUGGACAGCGCCCGAACACUGUGGUAGCUGUACCCUCAGAGUGACAGUACACCUCCAGCAUGAGAGCCAAAUACCUCGCCACGAGCCAGCCUCGCCCCGACUCCAGCGGCAGCGGGCACUAGACCGCACACCGGCCAGCCAUCUGCCCCCCACGUGCCAAUUGCCCCACCCUUCCUAAGCCAGCACUGCUGCUUCCACCCUGCCGGACCCUCUGCAAGCCACACCGGGCCAGCCCUAGGCACCUCUGAAGCCCCCCCACUGUACCCACCCUGCAGGAGGCAUGUAGGUGCCCAGCAUGAGCUCCAGGCCAGCCUGGGAAGUGAGGCUUCUGGGCACUCACCUGGACAGACACUGCCACCAGCAACCCGACCCUGCCU